Budorcas taxicolor (takin) is the source of this 1677-nucleotide messenger RNA. RefSeq names its product TNF receptor associated factor 5 (gene TRAF5). The transcript has 10 exons. The coding region runs from base 1 to 1677 and encodes 558 amino acids. Gene Ontology annotation, cellular component: plasma membrane signaling receptor complex. The record is from RefSeq and is a predicted model, not a curated record. Lineage: Eukaryota; Metazoa; Chordata; Mammalia; Artiodactyla; Bovidae. Gene Ontology annotation, molecular function: thioesterase binding; zinc ion binding; tumor necrosis factor receptor binding. Gene Ontology annotation, biological process: regulation of apoptotic process; tumor necrosis factor-mediated signaling pathway; positive regulation of JNK cascade.
AUGGCGUAUUCUGAGGAGCAAGGAGGUGUGCCCUGUGGUUUCACCCGCCAGAAUUCUGGCAACUCCAUCUCCUUGGACUUCGAGCCCGACAUGGAGUACCAGUUUGUGGAGCGGUUGGAAGAGCGCUACAAGUGUGCCUUCUGCCACUCCGUGCUGCACAACCCCCACCAGACGGGCUGUGGGCACCGCUUCUGCCACCGCUGCAUGCUGUCCCUGAAAGAACUGGACGCAGUCCCACUCUGCCCUGUAGAUAAGGAGGUGAUCAAAUCUCAGGAGGUGUUUAAAGACAACUGCUGCAAAAGGGAAGUCCUCAAUUUGUAUGUUUUUUGCAAAAAUGCUCCCAGAUGUAAUGCCAAGAUUACUCUGGGACGAUACCAGGACCACCUUCAGCACUGCCCGUUCCAGCCUGUGCAGUGCUCUAAUGAAAACUGUCGGGAGCCAGUCCUUCGCAAAGAUCUGAAAGAGCAUCUGAGCACAUACUGCCAGUUUCGAGAGGAAAAAUGCCUUUAUUGCAAAAAGGAUGUGGUAGUCAUCAAUCUACAGAAUCACGAGGAAAACUUGUGUCCUGCCUACCCAGUAUCUUGUCCCAACAAGUGUUUGCAGACCAUUCCAAGAACUGAGGUGGAUGAACACCUGGCCGUGUGUCCCGAAGCUGAACAAGACUGUCCUUUUAAAAACUAUGGCUGUACCGUAAAGGAUAAACGGGGGAACCUGCAGGAACAUGAGCGUUUGGCCUUACGGGACCACAUGCUUCUGGUUUUAGAAAAGAACUUCCAAUUAGAGGAGCAGAUUUCUGACUUAUAUAAGAGCCUAGAACAAAAAGAAAGCAAAAUCCAGCAGCUAGCAGAAACGGUAAAGAAAUUCGAAAAGGAGUUCAAGCAAUUUGCACAGUUGUUUGGCAAAAAUGGAAGCUUCCUCUCAAAUAUGCAGGUUCUUGCCAGUCACAUUGACAAGUCCGCUUGGCUAGAAGUUCAGGUGCGUCAGUUAUUACAAAUGGCUAACCAGCAACAGAGUAAAUUUGAUCUGAGGCCUUUGGUGGAAGCAAUUGAUACAAUGAAACAGAAAAUCACCCUGCUGGAAACCAAUGACCAAAGACUAGUUGUUUUGGAAGGGGAGACUAACAAACAUGAUGCCCACAUUAAUAUUCAUAAAGCACAGCUGAAUAAAAACGAAGAGCGAUUUAAACUGCUAGAAAGCGCCUGCUAUAAUGGAAAGCUCAUCUGGAAGGUGACAGACUACAAGCUCAAGAAGAAGGAGGCGCUGGACGGACACACAGUCUCCAUCUUCAGCCAACCCUUCUACACCAGCCGGUGUGGCUACCGCCUCUGUGCUCGAGCCUACCUGAACGGGGACGGGUCUGGGAAGGGGACGCACCUGUCGUUGUACUUUGUGGUGAUGCGGGGGGAGUUUGACUCACUGUUGCAGUGGCCGUUCAGGCAGAGGGUGACCCUGAUGCUUCUGGACCAGAGUGGCAAAAAGAACCACAUUAUGGAGACCUUCAAGGCGGACCCCAACAGCAGCAGCUUUAAGAGACCCGACGGGGAGAUGAACAUCGCCUCCGGCUGUCCUCGCUUUGUGGCUCAUUCCACUCUGGAGAAUGCCAAGAACACCUACAUUAAGGAUGACACCCUCUUCUUGAAAGUGGCUGUGGACUUAACUGACCUGGAGGAUCUCUAA